AUGCGCGUGGCGCGCGCGCGCGCUCGGGCGACGAACGCCGUCGCGGACGCGCGACGAGAUCACGCGCGAGCGCGAGCGCGUGCGCCGAGAACGCGCGCGCGCGCGGUCGAUCAAAGCCUGAACCCGCGCGUCGAAGCGCUUCGACCGAGCAAAACGGUCGCGCUCACCGAUCUCGCGCGACAGUUGCGAGCGGACGGGAAGGACGUGAUCGGGCUCGCGGCGGGCGAACCGGAUUUCGCGACCCCGCGGGCGGCGUCGGAGGCUGGGAAACGGGCGAUCGAUGCCGGGAAGACCAAGUACAGCGCGAACGCGGGCGACGCCGAGUUGCGCAAGGCGGUGCGGGAGAAAUUACGGCGGGAGAACGGAUUGACGUACGAUUGGGCGAGCGAAAUCGUGCUCUCGAACGGGGCGAAACAGAGCGUGGCGCAGUGCGUGUUGGCGACGUGUGGACCGGGGGAUGAGGUCAUCGUACCGACGCCGUAUUGGGUGAGUUAUCCGGAGAUGGUGACCCUGAGCGGGGCGGAGUGCGUCGUCGCGGAGACGACGGCGGAUGAAGGGUUUUUGUUGACGCCGGAGAAGUUAAGGGCGUGCAUCACGGAGAAGAGCCGAUUGUUGAUCUUAUGUUCGCCGAGUAAUCCGAGCGGGGCGGUGUACCCGAGGGAGACGCUGGAGGCGUUGGCGAAAAUCGUCGUCGAGCACCCGAGAUUGUUGGUGCUGAGCGAUGAGAUUUACGAGCACAUCGUGUACGCGCCGGCGUCGCAUCACUCCAUCGCGGCGUGUGAUGAUAUGUGGGAGCGCACGCUCGUGGUGAACGGGUUCUCCAAGUCGUUCGCCAUGACGGGAUGGCGUCUCGGGUACGUCGCCGCCCCCAAGCACUUCGCGCGGGCGAUGAGCAUGUUGCAGUCGCAAAUCACGAGCGGUCCGAACUCUAUCUCCCAGGAAGCCGCGCUCGCGGCGCUACAACAGCUCGGUCCGCGAGGUGGCGAUGCCGUGGCCGAGAUGGUUCGCGCGUUCGAGCGUCGCAGAGAUUUCGUGAGCGCACGCCUGUGCGCCAUCGACGGCGUCAAGCUCCCGCGCGUCGACGGCGCCUUCUACGUCUUCCCCGACGUCAGCGCCCUCGUCGGCGACGGUGCGAGCGCAGAGGGGUUCGGCCCAAUCGCGGAUGUCGACGAACUCUGCAGAUAUCUCCUCGAAAAGGGUCUCGUGGCCGUCGUCCCGGGGAGCGCGUUCGGCGUCCCGAACUGCCUGCGCGUCUCGUACGCCGCCGCCGACUCCGUUCUCGACGAAGCGCUCUCCCGCAUCGAGCGCUGCCUCGACCCGAGCGUGUACACGCGACCUUCCAAGUAA
Ostreococcus tauri is the source of this 1347-nucleotide messenger RNA. Its product is annotated as Aminotransferases,class-I,pyridoxal-phosphate-binding site. The record is from RefSeq and is a predicted model, not a curated record. Gene Ontology annotation, molecular function: catalytic activity; pyridoxal phosphate binding. The transcript has a single exon. Bases 1 to 1347 code for a protein of 448 amino acids. Lineage: Eukaryota; Viridiplantae; Chlorophyta; Mamiellophyceae; Mamiellales; Bathycoccaceae. Gene Ontology annotation, biological process: biosynthetic process.